This is a messenger RNA of Cuscuta epithymum, 959 nucleotides long. The record is from the annotation of a GenBank genome assembly. NCBI's taxonomy places the organism in Eukaryota, Viridiplantae, Streptophyta, Magnoliopsida, Solanales, Convolvulaceae.
UUUGGAGUUGGCCGUUUGAUUAUUUAGCUGAUAUCUCUGUUAUAUCCACGGUACCUCCUUGCCUUCUUCUUGCUCGUCACUUUGAUAUCUUCUGCAAAAGAAAAAAAACAGCACGGUAGCGAGCCUAGCCCUUUUCCUUCAUAUAUUUCAAUCCGAUUUACCUCCCAAAAGUCCCAGACUGUGAGCAGAAAAUGACACCGGCCAUGGAGGGGGUUGGCUUCCCUGAAGCUACCCCGCCCCAAUGUCUAGGAGGGUCAAACUCGAACCAUGAUGGAAAUGACACCUAAAUGGAGUGGCAGAUGCGACAAAAACCUAAGAGUGGUCAAGUCACACUCUAAUGGUAAGAAUGAAAUUGGAAACAAGGUACGGAGUACACAUUACUUUUAAAGGUUUUGAAGUUUCAAUUUAACCCUUAUGAGUUCUGGAGAUUAAAACCCUUGGCAUUUAAGAAGGCUCUUUACACUUCAACAAUGCUGCUAUUGGUUCCCUUUGAUGCCAGUCCAACUAUGUCCUAUAUAGUUUCAAGAAGGCUCAUUCAUCCAACUAUGUCCUAUAUAGUUUCAAGAAGGCUCAUUCGUCCAACUAUGUCCUACAUGACCUAUAUUUCUAUUUUGGUCCAUCAUGAAAUGUCAGUACUACACCACAAGGUUCAUAAUUGUGUGGCUCAAAAUCGUCCAUUCUUUACAAAUGGAAUAUUGACCACUCAACUCCCCUUCUCCUUAGUAUGUGAGCCACUUUUACUUGCUCCAAACUUAGCGGAACAAAGAGAGUUAACAUAUGCACAUACCGUGUGUGUGUGUGAAGAGUUAACAUAUGCACAUACCGUGUGUGUGUGAGUGUGUCUGGGUGUGCACACACAUGUAGGGGGUGAUGGGGGGUUAGGAGAGUGGGUGACCAACAUUGCCCCUCCACCAGGGUCAACUAGUUUCCCCUCCCAUUAAAUUUUCAUGAGAUCGACA